Messenger RNA from Megachile rotundata (alfalfa leafcutting bee), 1039 nucleotides. Its product is annotated as Elongator complex protein 6. NCBI's taxonomy places the organism in Eukaryota, Metazoa, Arthropoda, Insecta, Hymenoptera, Megachilidae. Gene Ontology annotation, cellular component: elongator holoenzyme complex. The record is from RefSeq and is a predicted model, not a curated record. Gene Ontology annotation, biological process: tRNA wobble uridine modification.
UCUUUUUCAACUCGACUGCAGCGCCAUUAUUUCAGUGGCAUAUUGGUUAAGUGGGUAAAGUAGAUCGCGUUUUAAGCAUUGAGUUCUAAAACUCAAUGUUUGUUCACGACUAAUAUGAAAGAAAAGAAACAACAGCAAGCUUGAAGACUGUUAAACAGAUUAUGAAGAAUUGGACGAAGAUUUAAGAAUUUAUACCUUACGUUCUAUUAUGCUGAAAUAUAUGUGAUAUCAAUUGCUAGCGUAAAUGAUGUGUAGCAUAAUGGAUUCAGUGUCCAAUACACUUGGUAUUGAUAAAGUAAAUAUGGGUGGAAAAUUAAUAUUAAUCGAAGAGCAACAUGAUAGCAAUGCAAACUUCUUAUUAAGUGCAGUUAUCUCGAAUGCGCUAAAGAAAGAUUAUGGAAUAUGCUUUGUACUUUUCCAUAACACUUUCAACCAUUAUCAUAAUGUGGGUAUGAAAUUUGGCUAUAACCUUGCCUUAUUAAAAGAAAAGAAUAUAGUUACUUUUAUAGAACCAAUAAAAAUCGAAGCACUUGAAAUGGAAAAUAUGUAUAAAAAAACAAUGAACAAAGUAAUUGAUAGUUUAUUUAUGACUGUUAGAAAUGAAUACAGUAAAAUGAUGAAACUUAAUAAUCGUGUGAUUAUUAUAAUUGAUGAUUUAAGUCAUCUUUAUAACUUUGGAUUUGAUUUAAAACAGUCUAUGUAUUAUAUAAGAUGGUUAAGAUCACUCGUUGAGAAUGAUAAUGUAUCCCAACUUUGUAUUCUGACACACACCUAUAUACAUGAAGUACAAAGCUGGUUUAAUACGUUUAUAGAUGCUCUUAAAUAUAUGGCUCAUUUAUAUGUUAAAGUUGAGCCUUUUAAAACAGGGUAUUCCAGUGAUGCAUCUGGCAAAAUGACAAUUAAUUGGAGGGUUGAUCCCAUUAGAUGCAACCAUAAUUGGCCAGAGGUAGCAAAAUACAUAUAUAAAUUAUCAGACCGUCAAGUGCAAAUUUAUGCAUCUGGAAUAUGAACUGUAUCAAAUAAAUUUUUAUAAAGCUGG